AUGAUUAUUUUAUUGCUUAUUUAAACAUGUUAUAGUUCCACUCUAAUUGACAUAUCAACCAAAAAUAGUAUUACUGACCUAUUCAUUGGUUGUUAAAUAAAAGGAGAAAAUUAAAACAAUCUAUUAUUCCAGUGUUAAAAAAUGAAUGCCAUAAUUCCUAAAUAAGAAUUAGAUUAAGAAAUUGUUUUAGCAUACUCUUUUAAUAAAACAGAAGAUAUUUAAUUAAGCAAUAUGCUUCUAAGUCAAUUAAUAAUAGAUACAGAAACUUAAUUUUAUGGUAUACAAUUUCUUAAUUUACAUAAUUCAAACUAUGGUGAUUUUUUGUAGAUGAUCUAAUUUUCUAUAACUAAUUCUUCAUACUAUAAUUACUAAGCCACUGUUAUCGAUGGAACUUUAAAUAUGAUUACUCUUAUAAGUAAUUAUCAGAUUUCUAAAUUUAGAGAAUUAUGUAAAUGAAACUAAAAUCGUUCUUUAUUUUAUCCCAAUCUAUCCAGGUAGAGUCAAGUUUAUUCCUUUGCCAUCAUAAAACUUUACUUGCGAAACCAAUUGUGACAUCAAAGGAUUUUCAUAAUAUUUUAAUAAAUAAAGAAAUAGUUUAGUUAUAGUUUUUUCUGAAGAGAAUUCAUUUAAAAUAGUCGAAUUUCCUUUUAAGGAUUGGAACUUUAGAAAUAUAUCAAAUUAUAACAUCACUGAAUUUUUAGAUAACGAAAUUAUUCUUAAAACAAAAUUAUUUGAAGAUUAUUUACUAGUUGAAUUAAAAACUUCUUAAGCAUUAUUUUCUAUUUCUUCUAUUAUUUUUGAACUUAAACUCUUAAAAAUUUUCUCUAAAUAACCUUUAUAUAUUGAUCAUAAAACAAAUCUAAUCUUUUAGAAAUCUGAAAAUUAAACUGUGGUUUAUAUUAUAUAAAAUUAAUAAAAUUGGUUUGUUUAAAAACAAAUUACACUAUUGUCAAUAUUAGAUGUUUAAUUUACAGAUUCUAUCAUAGUUGAAAAUGAAAACUAAUUUAUUUUUAUUUAUGACAAUUUUCAAAAAAUAACUAUAUAAAUAGACAUAAAUUAGAAUAUCAAUACAGAAAGUGAAUGUUUAAACAAUUUUACAAAAUUUCCAUAUCCAAAUCCUAGUAGCUUAAAUUAUUAAUUCAAACUUUUGUAAAAGACACUUGAACCAAAUAAGAUUCAUAAUGAACCUCUUUAAGAAUUAUAAAAUUAUACAUCUUGCAUAAAGCCUUGUGAUCUUUUAUAUUUUAAUUAUGAGAUCUCCUUAGUUCCUUAUGAUUAAUAAUGCAUUAUUUCUAAUUUAUAGUAGUGGUUAACUGAUUACUGCAGUUUUUCAAAUAGUUGUAUGAAAUGUAAUAAGAAUAUUGGAUGCUAUUGGGAAAAUGAUACUUGUUAGAAAGAAACUGAAAUGUAUAAAAUUGAUUUAUCAUCAAAUGAAUAAAGUUCAAAAUGGUAUUAUGGUAAGCUUUGGCAAUGUGAAGAAAUAUUAUAAAAAAAUACUUAAACAUUUAGUGAUUAUAAUUAAACUGAAUUCUAAUAGAGUAAGGAAUUCACUUAUAAGGGUAAGAUAAGGAAAGAUUAAAUUUAUUCUUGGUUUUUUGACGCAGAAGAAUUUUAAUAAUUCAAUUUAUAUUUCAAAGCUGAUUUAGUAAAAAUUCCUUUUUAAAGUUAAAUAUCAAUUUGUUUUGGUAUGAAUAAAAAUGAAAUUUGUACAUAAAUGAAUUUUGAUCUAUGGGAUUUAAAUUAGUCUACAAUAUAUCGUUUUAAAGGAUACUUUUUUAGAUAUACAAUAAUAUUUAAUGAAGAAAAUUUUGCUAAUGAAAUGACGUUUGUGUUUUAAAAUUCUCCUCCAAUAUCAAUAAUUGAUAGAUUGAAAUAAUCACUAUUUUAAAUGUUGGUUUUUGUUUUAUGUGGAAUAUUAUUAUUUUGUAUAAUGGGAUAUAUGGCUAAAAGAAGACUAUAAUAUUUGGUAGCUUAAACAAUAGAUAAUGAUUUAAUUUAAGUAAUGAUAUAAAGGUUAUAAUUUUAGAUAGGACCUUAUUUUUAAAAUUAAGUUCCUUUGUCAGAGGAAAGAUUAAAAAAUGUAAUGUAAAAUUUAAUAGAUUAAGAGAUUAUAAUAAAAUAUCCAUCUGAUCCUUGUUUAUUAUUAUACGGAGAGGAUUGUUGUGCUUUUUGUUUAGAUUAAUUUGAUGUUUCACAAUUCGUAACUCAAUUAUUUUGUGGACACGUUUAUCAUUAUGAUUGUUUUGAAGAUUGGAUUAAAAUAAUAGGAUUAUUAGAUAAAUGUCCAAUAUGUAAUUAGAAAGUAGAGCACUUUCUAUCUAAUAAAGAAGAUUAUGCAAUAAUUAAGUCAUAAAUUUUGGACAGAAUAAAUGAGUCGGAGAAACAUACAACUUAAUUAAUUGAAUGACA
Messenger RNA from Paramecium sonneborni, 2409 nucleotides. The record is from the annotation of a GenBank genome assembly. Lineage: Eukaryota; Ciliophora; Oligohymenophorea; Peniculida; Parameciidae.